AUAUUUACGCUUAAGCCCAAAGCGAAGGCAAAGAAUCUUGUCUUUUCCAACCUGCACAGUGCCGUUGAACUUUGAUUUGAUUGACUUGUGGCGUGCCUUGAAAGUUUCUUCCCACACAGGAAAUAUGAACUAGCCUUUAGCUCUUGCUUCUAACUUGAAAACAAGUGAUCAGUUUAGUGGCAACAAGGAGAGAGACCAUUGAACAAAACUAAUGGAUCAGAUGACAGGUGCUGCUGAAACCAUAUAUGUUGCAGUAGGAAAAGCUGUUGAAGAAAGCAAGCACACUUUGUUAUGGGCAUUGCAGAGACUUCGUCCCACAAAAGUUUGUAUUCUUCAUGUUCAUCAGCCUGGCAAUAUGAUCACCAACAAUGGUGUGAGUUCUCUAACAAGUAGGCUUCCACAACAUGAAGUUGGGAAGAAGAUGUUAGAUAGGGUCAUGAAUGAUUACCUUCUCAUUUGUGGCCAGAAAAAGGUCCAAGCAGAAAAGCGACACAUCGAACUUGAUGAUGUUGCAAAGGGGAUUGUGGAGCUGAUUCGUGAGCACAAUAUCAAACAACUUGUCAUGGGAGCAGCUGCUGACAAGCACUUUUCAGUGGGAAUGACUGAUCUCAAGUCUGAAAAAGCCCAAUAUGUGGAUCGACAUGCGCCACCUUCCUGUCAAAUUUGGUUUAUUUGUGGGGGGCAAUUCGUCCAUGGAAGGUCAGUCGUUGAAACUGGACAAUCAAACCUGAGUAGUCCUUCGUCAAGUUCCAGUCAUUUGCCAUGCUCUAGCAAAGUGGCUACCAAUUCAGAACCGAUUGUUUCUGAGACAUCAGAGGAGAGUCCAGACUGGCUUGAGUUUCAUGAUUUUAGUAAUGAUCCACCCUUUGAUCAACUUGACCAAGCCCUACUGGAUGCUGAAAAUUCAAAUCGAGAAACAUUUGAAGAGUUGGACAGGCGUAUGAAAGCUGAAAAGAAUGCUCUCAAUGCUGUGAUGCGCCAAGCUAGUGAAUUGAAAAGAUCAUACACUGGAGAGUUAAGACGCCGGAGGGAAACUGAAGCAGCACUUAUAAAACAGAAAGAGGAACUUGAACAGAUCAAGCAGCAGAGAGAUCAAGCGCGCAAAAUUGCCAGAGCUCAAAAGUUAUUAUCCGAGAGUCGAGGUUCCAACUCAGGUGACAUUAAAGUAUUGGAAGCUAAGGUAUCAUCAGCUACGGAGCAGUUACAAAUUUGCCAGAGAGAACGAGAUGAGUUGCAGACAAAGCUUGAAAAUGCUCGCAAGCAAACUGAGGAGCAUUCAACAAAACAAGAAGAGACUUCAAGUGUGCAUAUGCAGCAAUUCUUCUCGGAGUUCACUGUCACUGAAAUUCAUGAUGCAACGGAGGACUUUGACCCUUCUUAUAAGAUUGCAGAAGGAGCAUAUGGUCGAAUUUAUAAAUGUAUUCUCCGUCACACUGAAGUGGCUAUAAAGGUGCUCCACCAAAAUUGUUUACAGGGCCCCUCAGAAUUUCAACAGGAGGUUGAUAUUUUGAGUAAGCUGAGGCAUCCAAACCUGGUUACACUCAUUGGAGUCUGCCCUGAAAUUUGGGCUCUGAUAUAUGAGUAUCUCCCUAAUGGAAGCCUUGAAGAUCGUCUGAGCCAAAUGAAUAAUACUCCCCCAUUGUCAUGGCAAACGCGAAUACAUAUAGCUACUGAGAUAUGUUCUGCACUCAUCUUCCUACAUUCCAGUAAGCCUCAAAGGUUAGUGCAUGGCAACUUAAAGCCAAGAAAUAUACUCCUUGACACCAACUUUGGCUGCAAACUUAGCGACUUUGGAGUCUGCCAUGCACUCUCUUCUAUCAAAAUUUCAAGCAAUAUGACUGUUCCAAGCAGCAGAUUUCCUUACCUGGAUCCUCAGUUUCUUACAACAAGAUCAUUGACUCCUAGUUCUGACAUAUACUCAUUUGGCAUUAUAUUACUACAGUUAAUUACUGGGAUAUCACCCUUGCAUAUAGCAGAGAACGUGCAAAAUGCACUAAAUGGAGGAUAUCUUAAUGAUUUAUUGGAUCCUUCAGCUGGAGGCUGGUCAUAUUUGCAAGCUGAGCAGUUGACUCGCUUGGCUUUGAGAUGCUGUGAUAAUAACCGAAGUCGUCGACCAGACCUUGCUUCAGAAGUUUUCAGGGUUCUUGAGAAGAUGAGAGAUUCUAUUGGACCCUUAUCAACAUUCCAUGCUGGGUCUGAAGAUCAUCAUAAGCCUCCACAUUAUUUCAUUUGCCCCAUUACUCAGGAAAUCAUGGCAAAUCCACAUGUGGCAGCUGAUGGAUACACGUAUGAAUUACAGGCAUUGCGGGAAUGGCUGGGUAGGGGCCACAAUACCUCCCCUGUGAUAAACAUCGAGCUUCCUCAUCGCAAUCUGGUCCCGAACCAUGCACUUCGUUCUGCAAUCUUGGAGUGGCAGCAGCAGCAGCAUUAACAUUGUAUUUUAAUUUAGUUUGCUCAUGACAGGCAACCCCAGACCUUGAGCUAAAUCAUGUUAUGUCUUUUAACGUUGCUCCUUGUUCUAAGAACAUAUUGGACUAGUUUCCUAGUAUUCCACAUGUUGUAUGUUUCUCUCUUUUACAUGUGGUUGCUUGUUUAAAACAGGAUAUAUGCAUAUUUACAGGUAAUGUAUUGUACAUAUAUGAUAUUUACCUCAACGAUCUGCCAACUCU
Messenger RNA from Theobroma cacao (cacao), 2669 nucleotides. Its product is annotated as U-box domain-containing protein 33-like. NCBI's taxonomy places the organism in Eukaryota, Viridiplantae, Streptophyta, Magnoliopsida, Malvales, Malvaceae. Gene Ontology annotation, biological process: protein ubiquitination; protein phosphorylation. The record is from RefSeq and is a predicted model, not a curated record. Gene Ontology annotation, molecular function: ATP binding; protein kinase activity; ubiquitin-protein transferase activity.